AAUAGUACCGAAAACGAAUACUACAAAAAAGUAAAGAAAGAAAGAAGAAAAAGUAGAAAAGAAAUCCUCACAGCAGCAGCAAUCCUUUUGUGCCUGCGUGUGUGUGUGUGUGUAUCGGAGUGUAUGUGUGUGUAGCAAGCAAAUAAAUGCUUUUGCAACGCUUUUUUAGCCAUUUUAUCUCAAGUCGAAAUACUGUAAAAAAUUGUAAAAUGGAUUUACGUUUCGUAUUCAUCGUUUUCCUGCUGAAGUGGACGUAUGCACAAGGUUCACAUCCGCCGCGAAUAGUUGAACAUCCCAUAGAUACGACGGUGCCACGACACGAGCCAGCAACGCUUAAUUGCAAGGCUGAGGGUUCGCCCACGCCCACCAUUCAAUGGUAUAAGGAUGGCGUGCCACUGAAGAUACUGCCGGGCUCCCAUCGCAUUACGCUGCCAGCGGGUGGAUUGUUCUUCCUUAAGGUUGUCAAUUCGCGUCGCGAAACAGAUGCCGGCGUCUACUGGUGUGAGGCUAAAAACGAACUGGGCGUGGCACGGAGUCGCAAUGCCACGCUGCAAGUGGCGGUGCUUCGCGAUGAGUUUCGCCUGGAGCCGCAAAACACACGCAUCGCCCAGGGCGAAACGGCGUUGUUGGAGUGCGCCCCACCGCGUGGCAUUCCGGAACCGACGGUCACAUGGAAGAAGGGCGGCCAGAAAUUGGAUUUGGAGGGCUCGAAGCGUGUACGCAUCGUUGAUGGUGGCAAUUUGGCCAUACAGGAUGCACGUCAGAGUGACGAGGGUCAAUACCAAUGCAUUGCCAAGAAUCCAGUCGGUGUGCGUGAAUCCUCUUUGGCCACACUCAAAGUACACGUUAAACCCUACAUCAUACGCGGCCCACAUGAUCAAACGGUUCUCGAAGGCGCCUCCGUCACAUUUCCCUGCCGCGUCGGCGGAGAUCCCAUGCCCGAUGUCCUUUGGCUGCGCACCGCUUCAGGCGGCAACAUGCCGCUAGACCGCGUCAGUGUGCUGGAGGAUCGCAGUCUGCGACUGGAACGCGUCACCAUUGCGGACGAAGGGGAAUACAGCUGCGAGGCGGAUAAUGUGGUGGGCGCCAUCACGGCCAUGGGCACGCUGACAGUGUUCGCGCCCCCGAAAUUCAUACAACGUCCUGCGAGUAAAUCUGUCGAGUUGGGAGCCGACACAUCCUUCGAGUGUCGCGCCUCAGGGAACCCCAAGCCAACGAUCUUCUGGACGAUCAAGAACAACAGCACACUGAUAUUUCCGGGUGCACCGCCUCUGGAUCGAUUUCAUAGUUUAAACACCGAGGAAGGACACUCGAUACUGACGCUGACACGCUUUCAGCGCACCGACAAGGAUCUGGUGAUUGUGUGCAAUGCCAUGAACGAGGUGGCCAGCAUCACAUCAAGGGUGCAAAUCACCCUCGACUCACAGGAGGAUCGACCACCGCCCAUAAUCAUCGCUGGGCCGGUGAAUCAAACGCUUCCCAUCAAAUCGCUGGCAACGUUGCAAUGCAAAGCAAUUGGUUUGCCCAAUCCGACAAUUUCAUGGUAUCGCGACGGCAUCCCGGUGCAUCCGAGUGCCAAGCUGAACAUAACCGCUGCCGGUGAUUUGAUAAUCUCCGACUUGGAUCGCCAACAGGAUCAAGGACUGUACACGUGUGUGGCGAGCUCACGGGCGGGGAAAUCCACGUGGAGCGGUUUCCUACGCAUUGAGUUGCCCACAAAUCCGAACAUCAAGUUCUACCGGGCGCCCGAACAAAGCAAAUGUCCCACAGCUCCGGGGCAACCGACAGUGCUGAAUGCGACAGCCAACGCAAUGACCAUUGUGUGGCCCAGCAGCGAUAAGCUGGGCAACUCCCCGUUCCACGGGUAUAGCGUGGAGAUGUAUUGCACGAACAAGAGCAAAACCUGGAUACCGAUUGCCAGCAGGCUAAGUGAGCCCAUUGUCACCGUGGAUAGCCUCGAGUCGGGUGCUGCUUACAUGUUCAUUGUGCGGGCCGAGAAUGCCUUGGGCUUCUCACCGCCAUCGCCCAUCUCAGAGCCAAUUACAGCUGGCAAGUUGAUCGGAGUGCGGGAUGGCAGCGAUGCAAGUUCCUCCAGCUCACAGCUGCUGUUGAGCGAUGUGGAGACGUUGCUGCAAUCGAAUAACAUCGUCGAACUGCUCGAGGCAAAUGCCAGCGAUUCGACAACGAUUCGACUCGCCUGGGACAUUGACAAUGGUCAGUACAUCGAAGGCUUCUAUUUGUAUGCUCGCGAAUUGCGUUCAGCGGAAUACAAAAUGCUAACGCUCCUGAACAAAGGACAAGGAAUCAGUUCGUGCAGUGUGCCCGGGUUGGCAAAGGCUUCUACGUAUGAGUUUUUUCUUGUGCCAUUUUACAAGAGCAUCGUAGGCAAACCCUCGAACUCGCGACACGCUCGCACUCUGGAAGAUGUGCCCGAGGCAGCGCCGUAUGGCAUGGAAGCCAUCCAAUUCAAUCGCACCUCCGUCUUCUUGAAAUGGCUUCCCCCGCAACCGAAUCGCACUCGCAAUGGCAUCCUGACCAGCUACAAUGUGCUCGUCAAGGGUCUGGAUGUGCACAAUACGACGCGUAUAUUCAAAAAUAUGACCAUUGAUGCGGCGACACCAACUCUGCUGCUGGCAAACCUCACCACGGGCGUCACCUACUACAUUGCUGUUGCGGCUGCCACCCGCGUAGGCGUCGGUCCCUUCAGCAAACCGGCUGUGCUACGCAUCGAUGCACGGACCCAAUCACUGGACACCGGCUACACGCGCUAUCCCAUCAGUCGUGAUAUUGCCGAUGACUUUUUAACGCAGACCUGGUUUAUCGUCCUGCUGGGCUCCAUCAUUGCCAUAAUUGUGUUUCUAUUGGGCGCAUUGGUUCUAUUCAAGCGCUAUCAAUUUAUCAAGCAGACCUCGCUGGGCAGUCUACAUGGCAAUCACGCAAUCGGCACCGUGCGAAAGUUUCCAACGUCAAUGAAUGGCGGCGGUGGCAACUCUUGUACUUUGAGUGGUGGCAACAACUCUGGUGGCUCGAAUGGACUGUGGAUCGAUCCCAGUGGCGGUGUUUGGCGACAGGCGUCCGCCUCAUGUACGACAAAGGAGCAACUUCCGGGCUACGCACAGACCACAGCUCAACAGCAACAGCAACAUCAGCAGCAGCAGCAGAAACACAAACAGCAGAAGCAACAGCAGCAACAACAACAGCAAGGACAACAAGGACAAUCAAACCGUACACAACAACAGCCGCUGCCUGAUUAUGAGAGACUCUCGCCAUUGAAUAUGCCGGACUAUGCGGAAGUUGCAUGUUCAACAUUCAAAAGCCCACACAAUGGCGUUGCACAAACUUCCGGCCAAAUGGCAGGCGGAAUCGGAGUCGGAGGUGGAGCUUCAUCAUUAUACGAUAGCUGUGGUGCCUAUGCCACAGCAAAUGUGGUGGCCAAUGUGAAGCUCUAUCAGAAUCAGAAUCAACAUCCAAAUCCCAAUCAGACGGCGAAUCGUUAUGGGACAAAGCCAGCGGCAACAGGAACAACUACGAUGACGACGACGACGAACAACAAUAAUGGCACAUUGAUAACCGGCAAUAAUGAUUACCAAUCGACGGGCAUGUAUUCGGCACCAGCGAGCGCACAUUAUGGCUGCCUUGAGCCAAAUGUGAUGACCACAUCGACGGCCUCAACGGCCAUCAUGGGCAACGGUUCACCGGCCAAGCUCAAUAAUAAAAAGAUCAACAUAACCGAGAACAAAAUGGAUCAUCACAUGCAAAGCAUCAACGACAAUGGAGUGGCAGCAACAACUACUGGUAAAUCAGAACGCACAAAUCCCUUCAAUCAGCAGCAACAAUUGCUCUUGGCCAGCAAUGCAUUGAAGCAGGGCUUGGGCGCCUAUGCCAAUACAACGUUGGCCGCCCAAAUGGCCAACGGUGGCGGCGCUGGCACUUUGAGACGCCAGCGACAGCCGAAAGCCACAGCGUCUUUGUUCAAGAGCGAAACAAACAUUCUGGGCAAAUCAACAGCAGCAACACGGAAUGGUGGCAAUGGCAAUAAUAAUAUGGACUUUUUAACCGGUGGCCCACCAAUUGGUGGGGAACAGCAGCUGAAUAUCGAUGCCGAUUUCUCGGCAUUGUGCAAUUCAACGAAUCAGUUGCUCAACGAUUGGGCUUCCAGUGCCUCGAUUGCGGCCGGUGAUUAUCAUUUUGGCAACAAGCAGCCGAGCAAACAGCAUCUCUACGUUAAGGCCAAGGAUGGCACUUGGUCCGCUGUGAGUUCGGAUGCAUAUCAGACAUACAAGCAGCAACAACAGCAACAGCAAUUCCAUGUUGGCACAGGUGACAACAACAAGCCCCUACUUGUUAAUCCUGCCCAUAGUUCAAGUAGCCUGGCUGCUGAUAGCAAAUUCCUGAGUAGUUUCGGCAAUACAAGUGCCAAUGUCUAAAAACUAAACCCAGUGCUUGUGUUUUUGGGUGUGUGUUUUGCUCAGUAAAUAGACAUAAGUUAAAAGCAAAGCGAAUGUUGUGAAUGCUGACGCAAAGGGGGAGAGAGUAAUGAAGUGUAUACUUUAUACUAUGUAUAGUUUAUGCUGUAUUUAGUAUAUACUGUACAGUUUACAAUAUAUGCUAAAUAUAGUAUGUACUGCACAGUUUAUAGUAUGUGCUGUAUAUAGUAUAUACUGUACAAUUUAUAGAAUAUACUACU
Drosophila albomicans is the source of this 4687-nucleotide messenger RNA. RefSeq names its product roundabout homolog 2. The record is from RefSeq and is a predicted model, not a curated record. Lineage: Eukaryota; Metazoa; Arthropoda; Insecta; Diptera; Drosophilidae. Gene Ontology annotation, molecular function: protein binding.